Molecule: messenger RNA, 7344 nt
Organism: Mercenaria mercenaria
Lineage: Eukaryota; Metazoa; Mollusca; Bivalvia; Venerida; Veneridae
Product: polycystin-1-like
Exons: 33
Coding region: 265-7344 (2359 amino acids)
Source: RefSeq, a predicted model, not a curated record
UAGUGAAAAAACAUUCUGUUUUUAAAAGAUCAUGCGUAUACACAAAAUAUUUUAUUAGGUACAAAAUAAAAGAACAACGAGGUCGUAAUUAUCCUCAUCAUGUUCCCGGAAAUAGUGCCAACGAGUAAGAAUAUAAACUACCUGUGGCAGAAAAAUGCAAAACUUCUUGAACUUUUCAGGAGGUGGAUAGAAAACGUGUUGUUAUUUGUUUCCAUUUAUAUUUUAAACGAUGGAUUUGAGACAUACGGUCAACAAGAUUGAAAAAUGAAGACACUACAUGGAAUCCGAAUCCUACUAUUGAUAGGUUCAUGUUUAGGUUUUGAUGACACUUGGUACAAAGGAUGUUCAAAUAAUGAUGACUUGGAACAGUUUCAUGAUAAUACUGUGUUCAGAGGUUCAAUCGCUGUUGCAGACUGUGCACAUAAUUGCUACACUAAAAGAUUUUUGUUUGCUGGAGUACAACUGAACAGUUUUAGUGAAAUAAGUGAAGAGCCAGCUUACAAGCCUGUCCAUGUUACUGAACAAAAUUGGACACAGGAUGUGGCACAGUCUGCAGAAGACUGGACUCAGUCAACUCAUGCUGAAGAAACACUGUCUGGAGAACUUGGUGCACAGUCUACGCUCUCUUGCAUUUGCCUCAAUAUUUCAUCUGAGAGUGCUGACAGCUGCAGUCAAAAACUGCAAAGGAGUAGUCAACAUAACUUGCCAGUAGGGGUUGCACAAACAUCCUGGGCUGUAUAUGCUAGUGAGGGACCAUUCUUGACAAUGCUUAACAUAGAAACAGAUGUUGGAGUUGCUGUGGUAGAAAAACCUGUUGCCAUAGAGAUACAUGUGACAAGGGCAGCUGCACUGAAUGUCACACAAGAUAAUCUUGAGCUUGGGCACCAGCUUGACAUCAGAUGGAAAGUGAGACAAGAGGGAACCAGCUUCCAGGAAUCUGUUCCAAUGAGAGAUUUUACUCACAUUUUGCAUAGACCAAAGUACAAAUUUGAAAAACCUGGCAACUAUACAAUUGAUGUUGAAGUUACCAAUGGCAUUUCAACAAUACAGUCUAGCCUUGACCUUGAGGUUGUGUAUUCAGCUCCCCGUGACCUUCAGGUUAGGAUUCCAGAGGACAUUGACCUUCCAUCUUGUGUUCCAGAAGAGUUCAAGGUCACUGAACAAAGUGGACAGAUAUUUGUGGUUUUUGUUGAUACACCAUUGCAGAUUGAUGCAGCUGUUUCCAUGGGAACCAAUUUGACCUUCACCUUUUGGUUUGAGGACACUAAUGAGGACAAGGCCAUACAGCUGUGUGAGAACUGUACCAGUGUUAGCAUAGAGCAUGUAUACGAAGAGAUGGGGAUGUUCAAGAUGUUAACAUCUGUAUAUAAUGUAUAUGGACAUGUGGACAAGCAUAUAACUGUGUUGGUCAUCCAAAGACAGUUCAGCAAUUUGACUAUUGACCUUCAUCCAGCAUCAGAGGACAUAGUAGCUGUAGACCAGCCAGUACAUUUUAUAGUGUCACUAAUAACUACCUCCCGGAGCAACAGGUCGUUACAAGUCUGGUAUGGAGAGGGACAUAGCAAUAUUGUAUCCUUAGCUGACACAAAAUCUCCCAGACUGGUUCUUGCAGGAAAUGGAAAAGAAAUGGAAAUAAUAGCAAGCUAUGGAGAAGGCUGUAGAUUGCUUGUAGAGUUUUAUUACACAUAUAAAACUGAAGGUGUUUAUAAACCAAAAGUUGCUGUAUAUGAAAAUAGAAAAUUGAAAGAUCCUGAUAGACAUUUUCAUGAUUCUAAUAAAGAGGAAGGACAACAAAUCAAGCAUCUUCCUGAAGCUGAUACUGUUUUGGAAAGAAGCAGAUCUGAGUCAGCUGAAUCAUUUGAACAUGCAGCAGUUGCUGGAGUAGGUGAUGACAGUGACAAGAAAAUCGGAGCUGAGUAUUUGGAAAAAUUGAAUAAUGAUUUAUCUGAAGAACUUGGCAGAGGUAUAUUAGUACUUUCAGAGAUAUUUGGUGCUAGAAUCCAUACAGCCCGUGUUGCAAGGUGUGAAGAACCUUUGGAAAUCAAUUUACUGGUAUCUUCUGUGUUAAAUAUAUCCAUCCACUGGCAUAUUUAUAGAAUUGCUGAUGAGUAUGUUGAUGACGAAGGGACAAAUAUAGACAUGUAUGAUGUUGAAGAAUAUUCUGAAAAUGUUAUUCCAGAGGAGAAAGACUUGGUAUUAUUUCUUGAAAAGAAAACAUCAGAAACCAGUUUGGUUUAUGUAUUUCAGCAAGUUGGAGCUUAUUUUAUAAGAGCAAGAGUAAGAAAUGCUAUAAGUUCCAUAGAGACGAGUUUCGAUGUUAUUGUUCAGUGUCCAAUUGAAGAAUUAACUGCUACAUGUUUUGAUGAGUAUAUUGAAAGUGGGGCGGAGCUAACUUGUGCAGCAACAGUGCAGAGGGGUUCAGAUAUUGUAUUUCAUUGGUCUAUAGAAGGUAUUGAAACAAAAACAUACACACAGUUUGAAAAUCAUACUUCAGUUGUACGGCACAGAUUUAAAAGUUCGGGAAUUUAUGACAUAUCCUUGCAAGCUAUGAACAAUGUUAGUAAAGGUUAUUUUGAAGUAGAAACACCAGUACAUGUUCAAGAUCCGAUAAAGAGUAUUAAGGUUUUGAAGAAGUCGCCCAACUUGCUUGGAAAUUUAACAGAAGUUUUGGCGAUAUAUCAACCAAAAUGUUGUUUGUAUUAUUUAGAUGUUGAAUUUGAGUUUGAUUUCGGACUGGGGAGGGAAAAUUAUGCUUUAAACAACUGUGAUGAACAGUUGUGUUGGGGGCAGGCUGGUCAUAUUUUUUACGAGACUGGAACCCAUGAAGUGAUUGUAUAUGCCUAUAAUGAUGUGUCGCAAAUAUCUAAGACAGUAGAGGUACAGAUAUAUGCUGAGUUAGACGACAUUACAGUGGAUGUACUGGGUGAACCUGUAGCUGGAAGUCCCACAAGAUUUGUUGUCUUGCAGAAUGGUAAAACCAUGGAAACGGCAGAUGUAUAUUUCACUUGGCUGUUCCGAGAUGAUACAGAGGUUUUAUACACAAAUUCACCAGUGGUAGAGGCAGUUUUUAAUCUGCCAGGAAAUUAUACAGUGUUUCUGAACCUAACUAACCCAGUUCACAUCAGACAUAUUGAAGUACCCGUGUUUGUAAGGUCAAGGUCAGAAGUUAACCUUGAACUGCUACAUGACCUUUAUGUGACCCCUGGAUCUAAAGUGGCCUUUGACCUUCAGAUAAACAGCAAGGACUGGGUGAUAGACUGGACGGAAGUAAGGGUCAGCUACAGUGAUGGAGUAUCCAAGGUGUACAAAGGACUUACACAUCAAUGGCUGCACACAUUUCAUCAAGUUGGUGCCUGGUAUAUCAACAUUAUAUUGGUUGGUUCCAAAGGAUCCACCAUAGAAACAUUGACAUCCUAUGUUAUGGUGCAGGAACCAGUCACUGGAUUACAGCUGAAUGGACCAAUAGCUUUGGCAUAUCAAGAGUACGAGUCUUGUACAUGGUUAGCAACAACUUUAACAGGGACAAACAUCUUGUAUAACUGGACGUUGGAUGACAGUAUACUUAUACCUAAAUCACAGUAUGAAAUACAGAUACCAAGACCUGGAAAUUAUACAGUGAGAGUGGAGGCUUUCAAUGAUGUUGCUAGGCAACCAGUGUCUGCUUCACUUCCUGUUCUAGUUCAAAAUGUUAUUGAAGACGUUGACCUGGAAAUCGUUGGAAACUUGGUGGGAAAGCGUACACAGAUUAUUGUAUUUGUGGCUGGUUACCAUGAUUUUGUGGUAGACAUUAACUACGGAGAUGGCGAAAAUGAAAUUGUAUACUCAUCUGACCCUGUUGCUAUGGCAACUGGUGACAGUGAUUUUAAAGUUUAUCUUGCUCAUGUAUUUGAAAUGCCAGGAGAGUAUAAUAUUGUGGUGAAUGUGUCCAAUAGAGUUUCCUCAGUAGUUUCAGCACGGUUAUUUAUACCUAUUGAGGACAUCACCUUGACGACACGGUCACCAUGGGUCAUCAGAAGUACCGGGCAUGUGGUUGUUAAAGCAGUUGUCACAGGAGGACGAGACUUGACAUUUAUUUGGAAUUUCUCAGAUGCCAGAACAUAUGAGAAGCCUUUGGUUACAAGCUAUCCGAACCAGACGUCUAUAGCAAAACAUUUCUACGGAAUGUCUGGAGAGUACUGUGUGACAUUUAAUGUUACGGGAUAUAAUUACCCCGCCCCUGGGGUGUAUGCAGCACUAGACAGAUGUUUCCUGGUCGUGGAUCCUAUAGACACUGUUAAACUAUCGGCCAGUAGUAACUCCUCGGCUUUAGAAAGGAACGCUACAAUACCGGCGGUGUUCACAGCCAGGUUGUCUGGUUCCCAUGUUGUAUUUCUGUUUGACUAUGGGGAUGGUACCAAAGAAAAGGUGCAUGGUACCCAGCUUUCACCCUGGAAUAAAGAUAUGACAAUGUUUGCUGAAGGAAGACAUUCCUACAGAUCAGUUGGCGAGUAUAAGGUCAAGGUCACGGCAUCAAAUCCCCUUGGCAACGAGACUGCCUGGCUUCCACACUCGUUCUGGGUCCAGGAGCCGCCAAAAGACCUCUACUUUUAUGAAGAAUUAAGCGGUGAAAGAUUAACAAGAUAUGUUGGCAGAGUAGGCGAACUUGUUACGAUGGUUGCCAAGGUCGUGUCGGGAACUGAUGUAAUGUUUGAUUGGAAACUUGGCGAUCAGACAGAUCUUGUUAAAAAAGGAUCUGUGGUCAGUCAUCAGUAUAUGACCGCAGGUGUGAGGACAGUCUAUGUUACAGCUUACAACAAAGUAAGGACACUCACCAGAGCUGUCCAAGUCUUCAUCAACUAUGAAAUUCAAGGUGUAGAUUUGAUCGUAGAGAGACAGGUGAUAUCUGUAAAACAGAAGAUGAUGUACACUGCUGUGGUCAGACCCGACUACCCCAAUAUAGUGACAAGUUAUCACUGGACGUUCAAGUCACCGACCAGGUCUCAGGGGCGUGGCAGUUAUGGUGGAACACAGAAAUACAGUUCCAAGCAGAGCACAGUACCUUACACUUUCCUCAUGCCUGGAGAGUGCACAGCUACUGUAACCGCACAGAAUGCUAUCAGUAAUGCUACCUCAGCUUCAGUGGAAAUCUUCGUGUAUAAACCAAUCCUUUUUCCUGAAAUCUUCAUUAUUAGUAACAAAAUCAGUAGGCUGGUGAAUCAGUCAAUCACAUUCAAGUAUUUCCAGUACAGUGGAACUGAUGUGAAUAUGACGUGGACUUUUGGAGAUGGUUCGGACCAAAUCAUUACUAAUAUUCCUGAGGUAGAGCAUACAUUCACAAGUGAAGGGGCAUAUAAUAUAUCACUGUUAGCCCAGAAUCCUGUCAGUUCGCAGACAGUACAUAAAAUGUUGUUUGUAUUGAACAAGUCUUAUUGUAACGAGCCAAAAGUCAACAUCAUUGGCGACACAGAAACAAAGAUUGUAUAUUCAAGAUAUUUUACUGUUGAAGCUGAUAUAACCAUGGACUGUAAUCUUACCUCAACUGCAGCCUAUCAUUGGUCAAUAGAUGGUCAUGUGACCUCUACAGCUGUGCAGAUGGAAAAGCGUGUGUUGGUGCUGCCACCUAGAAUGUUGAAUUAUGGGAAGCAUGGUUUAAAAUUUAAAGUUGAGAUGUUGGGUACUAUAGUAUAUGCCAGUGCGUCAAGAAUUGUUGAGGUAGUUUCAAGUCCUCUGGUCAGUAAAGUACAUGGUGGCGUAUUUAGACGUAUCAGGAGCGAGGAUGGUGUCAUGAUUGAUGGUUCUGCUUCAUUUGACCCGGAUAAUUCAGAUCAAAGUCAUCUGAGGUAUAAUUGGAGGUGUCAUUAUCUGAAGGUAGACGGAACAUAUGGAGAUUCCUGCUUCCUGAACUACACUACCCAGGAUGCACCAGCAAACAUUACCCACAAUGGUUCAUGCAACAUUUCCAUGGAUACUGCAGUUUUGUCGUUUCCAGGUGAUUGCCUUGUGAUGGCAUCAAAUUUCACAUUUGAAUUGACGGUAUCUGCAGAUGGAAGACAGAAUGGAACCAGUUUUCAAACAGUUGCCUUGGAACGAGAGAAUCCUCAAAUAUUAAAUGUGAAAAUAGUUCGCCCAUAUAGUAUGAUGGACCCAGUCAAUCCAGACAGGAAACUGUCAUUUUAUGUGGAAUGUACAAACUGUGAAAAGAAAGGUACAAAGUAUGAAUGGAGGAUCAAACACCUAGCGGGCUACAACAUUCACAAUUACGCUAGAGCUCAUGAUUUACCUUGUGUUGAUAAAGAUGGCAAGAUUUACAAGCUACUGCUUGAGAAUGAAACUGACAGUGAUCUGACUGUAAAUAAAGAUAGAAACCCUACACUGGAGGAGAAUUUAAGUAGAGGAGAUAUAGACGAGGCAGCCCAGGAACUAUGGCCUUUUACUGUUGGUUCUGAGGUUGACUUGGAUAUGACAACUACUAUCCCACUGUAUCCCUAUGGUCGUAUAUCAGAGGGGAAAUCCAGUACAGAAAAUAGAAGACAUAGGUCAGUGGUGAAAGAUCUAAACAACAUUGAUUAUCUGAGGGUUGAGGAACAGGCUGAUAGUGCUAGAAGAAUGAAAACAACUCCUAGAAAACUGGAUAUAGUGGAAGAGAAGAGCUCAAACCUGGGUAGAGGUGUGACUAGGUUCCAGGUACCAAUAGAAGAGGGGACCCCAGGAGAAUCCGGCAGCUCUGGUGGCAGACAGUACUCAAUUGGUACUUUGGGAGAGGAACCAGGUGCUAACAGGAAUAUGGUUCCCGAUCCAGUUGAUGAGACAGAAAAUGAAGACAGUGGAUCGGGAACAAUAUUUUUAGACAAAUUAGUAGGAAGUCGUGAAGACAACUUGAGACAGCGAUCUAUUCUGGAGUUGCCGAUGAUACGUGUUAAUUUACCAGAGGAGCAGACGCGGACUGGAUUGAAUGGAGAAUCUCUAGUUAUAAAGCCAGGAUUUCUAAAACAGGGUUUGACCUACUUUCUAGAGGUCAGGGUCACUGAUGAAGGCGGUGGACAUCAUGGAGAAGCUGUGAGCAGUUUUGUUGUAAAUGAAAGUCCAGUGCAUGGUAACUGCCGUGUGAAGCCGGACAAUGGUGUAGAACUUGAUACACAGUUUGAUGUCAUGUGUCAGGCCUGGAAGGAUGAGCAUAAACCAUUGAUGUAUGAGAUAAGUUAUAAACUAGACAAGUUGGAGGACAGAAAGCUGAUAUACAGAGGUGUAAAUGGUGAAUUUCCAAUCCGACUUCCGGCUGGGAAAGCACAGAAUGAUUAUAAUGUGUAUGUAUACAUCGAUAUACUAGACGGACUGUAUGGCAAAGACAUCAGUGUGCUCAAAUAA